Ctenocephalides felis (cat flea) is the source of this 1966-nucleotide messenger RNA. Its product is annotated as pescadillo homolog. Gene Ontology annotation, molecular function: RNA binding. Gene Ontology annotation, biological process: maturation of LSU-rRNA from tricistronic rRNA transcript (SSU-rRNA, 5.8S rRNA, LSU-rRNA); ribosome biogenesis. Gene Ontology annotation, cellular component: PeBoW complex; nucleolus. The record is from RefSeq and is a predicted model, not a curated record. Lineage: Eukaryota; Metazoa; Arthropoda; Insecta; Siphonaptera; Pulicidae.
UUAUCUUGGGGUUACACGAUACGCACAUGCUGUCAGUACCGAAAAAUUGAUAGACAACUUUUGAUGUGAAAAUAGUGAUCUUUAAAGUUAUAGCUGCUAAUUAACAAAAUAACAAUUAUAAUCGUAAUUUUUCUAUUUAUUUAAAAUGGUGGCAAAUCGAAAAAAAAAGUACGAAUCAGGAGAGGGUUCCUUAUUUAUCAAGAAAGCUGCUUUGAGGAAAUUACAAUUAACUUUGAAAGACUUUAGAAGAUUAUGCAUAAUCAAAGGUAUUUACCCAAGAGAGCCAAGAAACAGAAAGAGGGCACAAAAAGGCAGUACUGGCAUCAAAACCUUAUAUCACAAGAAGGACAUACAGUUUUUAAUGCACGAACCUAUAAUAUGGAAAUUACGUGAAUAUAAAAUAUUCAGUCGCAAAGUAGGCAGAGCAAAAGCUAUGCGUGACUUUGCGGCAAUGAAGAGAUACCUUGCAAAUCAUCCAGUUAUAAAAUUAGAUCACAUUGUAAAGGAGAGAUAUCCGACAUUUGUGGAUGCAUUGCGUGACUUAGAUGACUGUCUCACAUUAUGCUUUUUAUUCAGUACAUUUCCAAGCCUAAAAAAAACUUUUCAACAUGCAAAAUUGCAUCUUAAAUUAAUGAGCAUACAUUCUCACUUAAUCAACUCAUAUUUUAUGAAUUUGUAUGAACAUAAAUAUAUUAAUGAAAUUGUUACAUAAUAAAAACAUUUAGUCUACGGUCACAGAUCAACAUUUCAAACUACUCUUCUUUUAUUACAGCCACAGCACAAAAAUGAAGUAGAUUUCAAAGUCAUGUCCACAUUUGUUGAAUUUUAUACCGUUAUGCUCGGUUUUGUCAAUUUCCACUUAUACCAUAUGCUGAAUAUGUUUUAUCCACCAAAGUUUUCAAAUAUGUCACCUUCGGAUAAUGAUCUAUCACUUGUUGAUGAAGAUGUUUUUGUUGCUGAAAGAGUAGCAGCAUUAAAUGUACCUUUAUCUAAAAUUGGUGAAAAUUCAAAUGAAACUGAUGAGGUGGAUAUUGAUACUUUCCCUGAAAUUGAAGAUCCACAAAAAAUGGAAGAAGCUAAAGAAGAAUUUGAAAAAGUUAAAAAUUUGAAAACUUUAUUCAAAGGAUUAAAAAUAUAUAUCAAUCGUGAGGUACCACGGGAGCCUUUAGUAUUCCUGAUAAGAAGUUUUGGCGGUGAAGUAAGUUGGGAUAAAUUACUUUUUGUUGGAAGCACAUUUGAUGAAGAUGAUGAAACUAUCACUCACCAAAUAAUAGAUAGGCCUUCGAUUGAUAAAAAAUAUAUUUCGAGAUACUAUGUUCAACCACAGUGGAUUUUCGAUUGUGUGAAUGCCAGAACUUUGCUUCCAACAAGUGAUUAUUUAAUGGGUGCUAAAUUACCUCCUCAUUUGUCUCCAUUUAUUGAUAAAAAUAGAGAAAGAGACUAUGUGCCACCAGAAGAAGCAGCUAUGUUGGAUCCUGAGUUAUUACAAAAACAAGAAAAGGAAGAUGCUUCUGAAAGUGAAUCAGAGGAUUCAGAUGCAGACCAAAAGGAAGAAGAAACAUCUAAUAAAAAGUUGGUAGAUAAUACAAAGUCGAAGAAAAAAAAAAAACAAACUCCAAAUAUUAUUAAAGACCAAGAAGAAACCAAGUCUGAAGAGCAGAUUUUAGAUCCUGAAGAAUUGAGAAAUGAAAAGAAAAAGAAAAUGGCUGUGAAAACUGGUGAGGUCCACAAAGAAGAUCCAUGGGAAAAUAAAAGACAAGAGAAGCAAGAAUAUCGUUUACGUGAAAAAAUGAUCAAAAAGAAACAUAAAAAUCUUUAUAAGAGCAUGAUGCAAAGUAGACAAGAAAAAGCUAAGGAAAUUUGGCUAUUGAAGAAGAAACGUAGGUUACAUGAUGAAAAUGAAAAGCUGAAAAGAAAUUGAAGAAAAAGAGAGGCUAAAGGUAAAUUCAUUGUAACACCGCAAUAA